GUAAGCAUAUCUCUCGCGCGUGCGCAGUAAGCAGCGACAAACCAAAACUGUCAUCCAACUUGACAACCACGGAGUAAAACAGCUUUCACGGCACGAACAUUUCCAGCAAUGAGUCAGUGCAAAGUAGCUCUGGUCACUGGUGCAAAUAAAGGCAUCGGCUUCGCGAUCGUGCGUGCACUGUGUAAAGAGUACACCGGGGACGUGUAUCUGUCAUCCCGGGAUGUCGGACGAGGAACCGCAGCGGUGGACAGCUUGAAGAAGGAGGGACUGCACCCGCUUUUCCAUCAGCUGGACAUCAACGACCCAAACAGUGUCCGAACUGCACGCGACUUCUUCCAGGAGAAGUACGGGGGCCUGGACGUGCUCAUCAACAAUGCUGGAAUCGCCUUUAAAAUGGCCGACACAACCCCCUUUGGGACCCAAGCUGAUGUGACACUGAAGACCAAUUUCUUUGCCACCAGAGACAUGUGUAAUGUGUUUUUACCCAUUAUCAAACCAGGAGGUCGAUUAGUAAAUGUUUCCAGCGGAAUGGGCUCAAUGGCACUAGGCCGCUGCAGUCCAGAACUCCAGGCCCGAUUCCGAAGCGACGAUAUCACAGAGGAAGAGUUAAACGGACUGAUGGAGCGAUUCGUCCGUGAGGCUCAGGAAGGCGUUCAUUCGGAACGAGGAUGGCCCUCAACUGCAUAUGGCAUCUCCAAAACUGGCCUCACCACCCUGACUCGAAUUCAGGCCCGAAAUCUGACCAAAGAAAGGCCUGGGGAUGGGAUCCUGUGCAACGCCUGCUGUCCAGGAUGGGUCAGGACUGACAUGGCUGGACCAAAUGCCACCAAAUCACCAGAUGAGGGCGCCAUCACUCCAGUGUAUUUGGCGUUGCUUCCUGCAGGAGCAAAAGAGCCUCAUGGCCAGUUUGUUUCAGAGAUGAAAGUGCAGCCUUGGUAAAGGAGGUUUGUAUAUGUUACAAUCUGGGGUCAAGUUGAGAAACAUCCAAAUUAACUUCUCUGGUGUCAGAAAGUCCAACUCAGACUGAUUCUUAAGGGGAUAGUUCACACAAAACUGAAAAUUCUCAUAAUUUACUCAUCAUUCACUUCUUCCAAACUAGCUUUACUUACUGUCAUGCUGUUAGUGGUUUCUGGUUUUCGGCAUUCUUCAAAAUAUCUUUUUUUGUGGUCAACAGAAUAGAGAUACUGAGGUUUGAAACCAGUCGGAGGAGAGUAAAUUGUGAUUAAAUGUUCAUUUUUGAGUGAACUGUCCCUUUAAGGUGCUCUAAAAUAAGGUACUAAGUGCAUUGUGGGUUUAAUUGUAAAUCUAACACAAAAAGCUUUACGAUUUGGUCAAAGAUUUGAUGAAUAGACAAAUCGAGUGAAUCAAGUCUGCUAUUUAAAGGCAUAGUUCACGCAAAACUGAAAAUUAUUUCAUCAUUUACUCACCAUUCGCUUGUUUCAAACUAGCUUCACUUAUGCUGUCAGUGGUUACUGGUUUUCAGCAUUCUUCAAAAUAUCCUCUUUUGUGUUCAACAGAAUAAAGAAACUCGGGUUUGAAACCAGUCGGAAGAGAGUAAAUAGUGAGUGAUUGCUCAUUUUUGGGUGAACUGUCCCUUUAAGGUUCUCUAGAAAUAAGCUACUAAGUGCAUUAUGAGAUUAAUUGUCAAUAUAACACCAAAAGCUUUACAGUUUGGUCAAAGAUUUGAUGAAUAGACAAAUUGAGUGUUUCAAGUAUGCUUUAUAAAGGGAUAGUUCACACAAAACUGAACAUUAUUUGAUUGUUUACUCACCAUUUGCUUGUUCCAAACUAACUUUACUUACUUUCAAGCUGUCAGUGGUUACCGGUUUUCAGCAUUCUUCAAAAUAUCUUCUUUUGUGUUACAACAGAAUAAAGAAACUCGGGUUUGAAAUUACUUGUAGGAGAAUAAAUAGUGAGUAAAUGUUCAGUUUUGUGUGAACUGUCCCUUUAAGCUGCUCUAGAAAUAAGUUACUAAGUGCAUCAUGCGAUUAAUUGUAAAUAUAACACCAAAAGCUUUACUAUUUGGUUAAAUCUUUGAUGAAAAGGCAAAUUGAGUGUAUCAAGUAUGCUUUAUAAAGGGAUAGUUCACACAAAACUGAAAAUUCUCAUUUUAAUUCACCAUUCACUUGUUCCAAACUAGCUUUACUUAAUUUCAUGUUGUCAGUGGUUACCGGCUUUCAGCAUUCUUCAAAACAUCUUCUUUUGUGUUCAACAGAAUAAAGAAACUCUGUUUUGGAAUCAAUCAAUGGAGAGUAAAUAGUGAGAAAAUGUUCAUUUUUGAGUGAACUGUCCCUUUAAAGUGCUCUAGAAAUAAGUUACUAAGUGCAUUAUGCGAUUUAACUAAAUAUAACACCAAAAGCUUUACAGUUUGGUCAAAGAUUUGAUGAAUAGGCGAAUUUCCUGUUAAAUUGCUUACUCUAAGGCAAUGGUCUCAAACUCAAUUCAUGGAGGGCUGGAGCUCUGCAUAGUUUAGCUCCAACAUAUCCAACUCACACCUGCUUAAUACUCUAGUAGUCUUGAACACCUUGAUUAAUUUGAUUAACUAGGUUUGAGUUUGGAGCAAAAUUGUGCAGAGCUGCGGCCCUUCAGGAAUUGAGUUUGAGACCUAUACUCUAAAGGCAUCUGAAGGAUGUUGGAGACCUUUUUUCUUUAGUAAAACUAUAUUAGGCAUGGUGGUUAUAAAAUGCAAAUAAGCAGUUCUUUGAGAUUUGAAAAAACAAAUACAGGCAAAACAAAAUGACUACAUGUGCCCCCUGACUAUAGGCCAUAUUAAGGGAUGUAAACAAUAACACGGGUCCUAAUUCCUGUUUUAGAUUUUUAAUUUUCUUGACUUAUAAGGAUCCAGAAAGCUCCACAUAUUGAUUUUUUUAUGACAGCCUCUUUAACCUUGUUUAUGACUGAAUCACAUGUUGGUACAGUUCCUAAUUAGUUUGACGACAGGCAGGAACUGCAUGGAACAAUGAUAUUGCCAUAUUGAAAUGGUCCAUUUAUUGUCAUCCUAACUUUCAUACAUCCUAUCAUGUAUGCAUUACUCAUGUUUUUUUUCUGUAUCUAUUUUUUGACUCUCAAUUUUUAUGAAUCAUCAAGGAUCACAAUUUCAGAUAUUUAAAAAAAUGCCCUUAGUGUAAAUAAAUUAUUAGCGAAUUUUAUUUUUGUGUGUACUGUCCCUUUAAAAUAAAUGACUGCAACCAUAUAAAUGCACUAUGUGGAAAGUUUUGUCAAUUUUCACAGACCAAAAUGUUGUGCUUAAAGAUCCAUUUUGCGCAAAAAAAGUUACAUUGAAGUAGACGUUUACAAUGCAAAUACAAACAUUAACUACAAUACACUGCGAAAAGAGAUUAGUUGACUUUACUUUGGAACAGUGUUUCUCAACCACGUUCCUGGAGGACCACCAACACUGCAUGUUUUGGGCGUCUCCGUUGUCUGUCACACCCAUUGCAGGUCGUUCAGUCUCUGCUAAUGAGCUAAUGAUAUAAAUAAGGUGUGUCUGGUUUAGGAGACAUGGAAAGUGUGGUCGUCCAGGAACAUGGUUGAGAAACACUGCUUUAAAACAAGUUUAAACAUGUUAGUUUUAAAGCAGUUUGUUGACAUAAAUUGAGUAAACCCAUUGUCUUAAUAUUUAUUAAAUUAACUGUGUAAAAUGAUAAAAGUUAAGUCAACUUAACAGUUCCAAGUUACAACAGAUCUACUCACUUUAAGUAAAGCAACUGAACACUUUUCACAGUGUAAUUACUUCUAAAUUAGAUCAUUUUUACUCUGUGUAUUGUGACAGCACUCUUGUAAUGUUCAAAUGUAUCAAUGUUGUACUUCUACAUAAUAUUGUUGAUGAUUUGUUUAAUCUGAAAAUAAAAAUGAAUUGCAGCUGUA
Danio rerio (zebrafish) is the source of this 3867-nucleotide messenger RNA. The record is from RefSeq and is a predicted model, not a curated record. NCBI's taxonomy places the organism in Eukaryota, Metazoa, Chordata, Actinopteri, Cypriniformes, Danionidae.